Messenger RNA from Eimeria maxima, 516 nucleotides. RefSeq lists its product as hypothetical. The record is from RefSeq and is a predicted model, not a curated record. NCBI's taxonomy places the organism in Eukaryota, Apicomplexa, Conoidasida, Eucoccidiorida, Eimeriidae. Bases 1 to 516 code for a protein of 171 amino acids. The transcript has a single exon.
AUGGGAACAGUUUCGACAAAACCUAACGCCAUUCCCGUCUACCCACAGUGGUGGGGGAAGCUGCCUGAUGUGAGGACAUCAGCGGCACACGACAAGGCACAGAUGGAGCCGAUAUGUGGCAGAGAGAACGAAGGAGAGAGGAUGAGCAGCCAUGAAGUGCAGACGCAGCCGCCCCAUGAGGGCAAUAGGCCAGAUAAGGAUAAUACAUUACCACUGUGGUGGAGAGAAAUGCAGUCUGAUGAGCUACGAACAUAUCUGGAAUGCGAGUGGUGUGAGAUACCUAUUCUGCGAGCCUUGGGGAAAAAAAAGGGAGGGCAGUACCCUCAAGGUGUCCCCAGGACCCGUGCAAAGCAGUCAUACGAUCUACUGGCUAAGAAGGUGGCCAGGAUGUCAGCCGAAGAGGCGGCUGUACUCAUGCGACUAGCUCCAAAGAGAUACUUGACCCGUGCAAGCGCAGGGAAGAAGGCUUCUUUCAAGGCAUUACUCCAACAGGUACGGCUGAGAGGCAUGGACUAA